Molecule: messenger RNA, 918 nt
Organism: Aspergillus japonicus CBS 114.51
Lineage: Eukaryota; Fungi; Ascomycota; Eurotiomycetes; Eurotiales; Aspergillaceae
Product: urate oxidase
Exons: 3
Coding region: 1-918 (305 amino acids)
Biological process (GO): urate catabolic process; purine nucleobase catabolic process
Cellular component (GO): peroxisome
Molecular function (GO): urate oxidase activity
Source: RefSeq, a predicted model, not a curated record
AUGUCUUCCCCCAUCACUGCGGCCCGCUACGGCAAGGACAAUGUCCGAGUAUACAAGGUCCACCGGGACGAGAAGACGGGCGUCCAGACCGUCGUCGAGAUGACCGUCUGUGUUCUCCUGGAGGGAGAAAUUGACACCUCUUACACCAAAGCCGACAACAGCGUCGUCGUCGCCACGGACUCCAUCAAGAACACGAUCUACAUCCUGGCGAAGCAGAACCCCGUGACGCCGCCGGAGCUCUUCGGCUCGAUCCUGGGGAACCACUUCGUGACCACGUACCCGCACAUCCACGCGGCGCACACCUCGAUCAUCACGCACCGGUGGACGCGCAUGACCAUCGACGGCAAGCCGCACCCGCACAGCUUCCUGCGCGACGGCGAGGAGACGCGCAACGUGCAGGUGGACGUGGUCGAGAACGCCCAGGGGAUCAACAUCGACAUCCGCUCCGCGCUGGCCAAGCUGACCGUGCUCAAGAGCACCAACUCGCAGUUCUGGGGGUUCGUGCGCGACGAGUACACCACGCUCCCGGAGACCUGGGACCGCAUCCUCAGCACCGACGUCGACGCCACCUGGCAGUGGCAGCGGUUCGCGGGACUCGAGGCCGUCCGCGCCGCCGUGCCCCGCUUCGAUGCCACCUGGGCCGCCGCCCGCGAGAUCACCCUCAAGACCUUCGCCGAGGACAAUUCGGCCAGCGUCCAGAACACCAUGUACAAGAUGGCCGAGCAGAUCCUCGAGCGCCAGCCCCUGCUCGAGACGGUCGAGUAUGCCCUGCCCAACAAGCAUUACUUUGAGAUUGACCUGAGCUGGCACAAGGGCCUCAAGAACACCGGCAAGGAUGCCGAGGUGUAUGCACCCCAGAGUGGACCCAAUGGUCUCAUCAAGUGCACGGUUGGUCGCAAGUCCAAGGCCAAGUUGUAG